CUACGUCAAAUGAAUGGAAAACAGUUGUGCUCCGUUCGUUGCUCAAGAAGUAAGGUACCUCUCCACUGUAGUGUGUGCGCCGCUGGUCGAUAGAAUAAUCCAAGGCAUAGAGUUCGACGCGCUAUUCAACGGCCGAAGUAUUUAGUAAUCGAUCCGUUUUUUAUGGUGUUUCUAUCUCUACCACCUUGCUUCUUUUGGUGGUAGCUGUUUGUGAGUUCGUUGUUGGAGUUUUUUUGGAGAAGAGUUUGACCGUUCCAGAAUAUGAUCAGUUUGCAGCACAGCUAAGAAAUUCAAGAAUCUGUGAUUAGAAGGUAUUUGAUCGGAUAUCCAAAAAAAAGCGUAGAAGAAGUGUUCGGUGGUGAAGCAAAGUAAUUGAUCAAGUUCAGUGCGAUCGGCAGUCAAAAAGAAAAGUGAUCCGAGUUCGAGUUUAGCUGCACCGAAAGAGGAUGUUGGUUCGGUGCGAGCAGUAAUCAAAGGCCGGAGAAGAAGAAUUCAGCUUGCGCAAACAAAACCUGCUGACGAGAGUCCAGUGAAGUGUGGUGCAAAUAUUUUCGUUCAAUCUCGUCAGCGAAUGUUGACGCCAUCGACGGCAGUCUAUCAAUUGUGAAUGCUAAUAUUGAGUGAUUUGAGCCUCGCAGUGUAUAGUGUGUUAAAUCCGUUUGCAUUGUACGUAAAGUGAGCGAGAUCUUUGAUCGAUCGAGGGUGAUCUUCAUUGUGUUGACGUCACGCUUACGUUCCAGACCACGACAGCGCAGUAGGUAGGCGUUGAAGAUCGAAAUCCUGCACGGCAGUGUCGACGUAAUCGCGCUGAGAGCGAGCAACAAUAACAAUAACAACAACAGCAACAGCAUGAUCAUUGAUCAUCAUUGAUCGCAUCGCCAGCAAGUGGAGCCAACGCGCUCCAGAGAGAAGAGGCAACACGCGCGCUUCAAUCGGUUUCGAUCGUCAUCACCAGAUUCUCCCACCCCUUGACGCCAAGACUCGCUUAGUCAGUGCGACCCACCCUCCUACUCUAUCGUGCGGCGAAUUCCGUUUCGUCACGCAAGGGUUCGCCGCGAGAGCUCACUCCAUCUCUGCGGUUUUCAGUUCACCUGCCUGCGGCUGACGGCAGGUUCAACGGCUCCGGAUCCUGUGUCGAUCGUUGGUGGUGUUGGUGGUGUGGUGGGCGACGAUCGGGUGUCUUGAAGAGCAGUGAAAGACGAGGAGGUCGUGCAGUUUGGUCAGAGUCUUCGAUCGAAGGACCCUCCUCGAACCGCGCGCGAAAACCGGUUGGAUCGUCUCUGACGACGGGUUGACCUCUUCUUCGUCGUUGCCUUCGCCCGACUGCCUAGCUAGGCGGCUCUAGCGCACGGGCCUGGACGACUGGUUCCAACGUUCAUUCAAAGCUGCCCCCAAGGUGGUAACACACAGUGAAUGGGUCAUUUGCGAAGCGGAUCUUGUGCGCUACGAUAAAUAUUACACGAAAGACGACGACCGGAGAAAACUGCGCGCGCUGCGACUGAUAGUUCCUAUAUUUGCGACACGGAGGAGAUUCGUUUUAUUAGAGAAGAGAAGGAUCCUAUAUUUAUUAGAGCGGCGAGAGAUAGGAAGAUGCUUAUCACCAGCAACUAUAAUCAAAAGCAAUACCUGGACUCACUAUGCGUAACGGAAGCCGAAGACUCCAGCUACGACAGCGACUGCGAAGGCGAUGACCUCUCACACGAGCAGGUAUCGCGAACCACCAGUGACACACUCGGCCAGGAGUUCGCCGAAUACGUCAGCAGCCAGUCGGUGGACCCCCAUCAGCAGCAGUUGGACCGAUCGCCCGGCUACACCCAGCGGGUAGAGUUCGCCCUCAAACUUGGCUACACCGAGCGGCUCGUUCAGGCGGCGCUGCAACGGCUCGGUCCCAAUCCGGCCCAGAAUGAGCUGCUGGCGGAGCUGAUCAAGCUGGGUUCGCAGCCCGGCGCCAAGGGAUCCGGGGAGUUCAGCGCAGACGGUGGUCUCAGCGAUCCGCUGAUGGCCGCUUCGUCCGAGUACGGAGCGGCCGUACCCAUCGGAACGGGGAGCGGGUUAGGGGCAAUGCUGGGCAGCGUCAGUAGUGGUGGGGGUAGUGCUAGUGGUAUCAUCAGUGCCAGUGAAGAAUCUCUUCGUCCAAUAGUGAUAGAUGGUAGCAAUGUGGCCAUGAGUCAUGGCAACAAGGAAGUGUUCUCGUGCCGGGGCAUCCGGUUGUGUGUGGAUUGGUUCAAAAAUCGGGGGCACAAAGAUAUUACGGUGUUUGUGCCCAAGUGGCGAAAGGAAAGCGCCCGGCCGGACAAUCCGGUCAAGGAUGGCGAAAUACUGAACGAGCUGGAGAAGGAACGGAUGCUGGUGUUUACGCCGUCGCGACUGGUCGGAGGCAAACGAAUGGUGUGCUACGACGAUAGGUAUAUUCUAAAGCUCGCUGCCGAGAACGACGGUAUCGUGGUAUCGAACGAUAACUAUCGUGAUCUGGUGCAGGAGAGUUCCGAGUUCAAAAAAGUGGUCGAAGAACGGGUACUGAUGUACUCGUUCGUAAACGAUCGCUUUAUGCCUCCGGACGAUCCGCUCGGUCGGUCCGGGCCCACGUUGGACAACUUUCUGCGGGUGCAGCCUCGCAAGGGAGAUCCUCCUCCACCGUGUCCGUACGGAAAGAAGUGCACCUACGGAAACAAAUGCAAGUUCUACCAUCCGGAGCGGGGCAGUAUGCCACACAAAUCGGUUACGGAACGGCUGUCGGAGUACGCUGCGCGACAUCUACAGGCCCGAAGUAGCGUUGAGGGUGGAGUAUCAGUAGCAGGAGGGAGUGGCCGAACGGUGGUACAAGGGAAAUCACUCAGUGUGCCCUUGUCGAAUAGUAGCAGUGAAACUAGUCCAAUCAAUGAUAAACGGAAAGCAUUAUGUCGCACAAGAUCUAACGUUCCUCCGGAUACCGGCAGUUCCAGUACGAGUGCCAGUAUGUAUGGUGUGAACCCAGGCGAUCAGUUGCAGCAACAACAGCAGCUGCACCUUCAACAACACCCGUUCAUGCCAACGCCCAACCGAUCCAACUGGGACAUUUCGCCUCUCUCGCUGCCUCCGCACAACUUAGUCGAUUCGCAAAUCUUCCCCAAAUCUCAUAGUAUAGAAAAUAUAUCUAAGGAGACGUACAAUCAGCUCCACCAUUCGAAUAGUUACAGUGCAUCACUGUGGAAUCGACAACAGCAGCAGCAGCAGCAGCAGCAACAACAACAGCAAGCACAACAAUCCCAACAACAACAACAACCAGUAGAUCCAUGUGAUCGUAGCGUAGUAGAUCCUAGUGUUAAUCUACACCGUAAGCUGCAGCGUCAGUUGACGCUUAACCCAGCCGGAUGUGAUCCUCGAAUCUAUCAAAUGCAGCGCAACGUGGCACAACAGCAGCAACAAGCAGCGGGACACCAGGGACCAGCAACGUUGCAGCUGUCGCCCCACAGACCGUUGGCUCCGUCGUUGAGCGGGGGAGCCCGUCCCAAUCCGGCCGCCCAAUGGGAUCUGCAUCAGAACGUUACCCGCAUCGCCUCUGCUCCGGAUCCAUCGCGACCUUGGCACACGGGUCCUCCACCGGCAUCGUCCUCCGAACCGCACAUAAACCUGUGGCCACCGCCACAGACCCAACAACAGAUGCCCGGCAAUGCCGGCACCGGUGUAAUUGGUCCACCCCCGCAGCAACAACAGCAGCAGCCGCCGCCACCACCACCAUCACAGCCCACAGCCCAUCAGCAGCUGCAGCAGGAUCAGAGGCGUCGGCUGCACUACCACCUGGCCAGUAUCUUCCCGGAGGAACAGGUCCAAACCGUACUGCAGAUGUACCCGGAGGAAACGAACCCGCAGAAGAUCUGCGCCGCCAUUCUGGCCAUGUUUCCGAAGAUGUAGAAUGCAACCCAGUAAGUCCAGUAAGUCCUAUUGUUACCUCGUGAGGUACAUCGCGGACCUUGAUAUUCUUAUACGAGACUUAAAACAUACUUAUUAAAGUCGUUGAUGUUUUCAUGAUCGUCUAUUCCGAAGUGGAAGAAAAAGCGAUCAGUUUGACAUGAGGAUGUUUGGCAUUUAAAAGUGACAUCCAUUAUUUGAGUCGAGUCCAUCAUGUAACAUGUUGAGGAUUCUUCGUCUGACAUGGUGCCAGCUGGUAUAACCGCCACUCGGUAUAAAAUGAGCAUGUGUGCCAAAUGACGGUCAUGAAAAUGUCGUGACAUUUGGCACCAAGUCAUUUGCCAUAAGGUUAUUAGUCAUAAAAUUCAUUUGACAUAAUGGAUAUUUUGCAUAAUCUAAAUGCACAUCGUGUCAAAUGUUCAUUAUAUCUAUCGAGCAUUAUGUCAACAAUCCGUUAUGCCGCAAUGACUAUUUGCCAAAUGGCGUUAUGCCAAAUGACACAGACCCGUUCAUGUCACACGAAAAGCUUUCAAACAAUCAUUUUUCAACUGGAUUGAUUGCAGUGGAAUCUGAUGGAAAUCGUUUUGCUAAAACUUUCUUGUUAGUGUGCCUUGUUCGGAAGGGCAUGCAAAUUGUCUGUACUUUAAAAAGAAAUACUCAGCCAGUGUUGUCUAAUGAAAAACAGAUGAAAUCUAAGACAAACUCUUAUUGAUUAUUGGGUGCCAAAAUCUUUUCCUCUUGAAACACCUAGCAAAUCAAAUGACGGGUUAAACGAGCACUGCUCAAGCCGUCGCUUCCAGUCCAGUUAAGAGAAUUCCAAUUUUAUAGAGAAAAAUGCAAGCUUUUAAAACUAAUCGUCAGCAAAUCUAAUCUCAAAUCUUUAACUCUAGCACACUUUUUCUCUAUAUACAAAUAGCAUUUUCUUUUUAUGUACUAUUUACUGUUUAUCUAGUUAUAUAAUUCUUAAUCCCUUUUAAAACCAAGAUGCACAUACUAUUAUCGACUAUUUAAUCGUUAAUUGUUAAAAAUUAUGUUUUUCUUUUUUGUUGACAUUAUUAGUGAACCGAGCAAAAAUUAGGGACAUCUUUCCUCUUAUUUCCCUCUUCGAGGCUUGCUACACACCUAUCAAAUCCUACAUGUUAACCCUGUGUGUUUGCUUAAUGGAUUGUAUCUACAUACACCUACUUAACACGAAACAACCUACGAUAGCGACAUUCAAACGAAACGACACAAUUAGGUUUUCGAAAAUUCUAAAAAAAAAUCUGCCAGUAGAUGGAGCCGGUUGCAGGCCAAUGGGUUCUGGAACCCCGGAGCUUUCCCUCGGCCUCAUUGGCCAAAGACCAUAAACCAACUCCGGAAACAAUUCCGUGUAACUUCAUAUUGAAGCACUUUUGUUGCGUGCAGACUCGUGAUAAACAUAUUUAAAACUACUUACCGAUGUACUGUACCUCCAUACAUAUUACUAGAAACUACUAAAAGCUACGAUAUGUGACACCGUUUUUCCUCCAAUAUUUUGUUCGAUGGUUCGGUAUUAGUGUAUUGUGUAAUGUCCAACCCACAGUUCGUCAUUAUCAACAUCAUCAGUAUUGUUCUCGUUGUUCUAAGAUGACUAACGGGUUUUACGUGACUCGAAAUACGAGCCUGCGAGAUCUUAACAACAUUUCCAUGGGAGCUCGCUUUUACCUGCUUCUUGGGGAUCAGUGUAGAUCUAUUGUUAGAUGGUAGAGAAAGAGAGGCAUUUUAAAACACCUAAAUAGAGACUUACAUACAAAGCAGCUCGAACAACUGUUUCUUCCUUUCUUCCGGAAACGAUCGUUAACAGCAGAGAGUUUUAAAACACACAACCACAAAUACACAAAAUACCUAAAAAAAAAAGAAACUUUAAACUAAACGCUACCAGUGUUAUUAUAAAGAACCGACAGUACUACACUUACCAUUACUUGCUAACUAGCAUACUUGAAUACCAUUUUAACCUGGACGAUUUGGAUUUUUAAUUGUUAGGUAACAUAGAAAUCCUUACCACGCACACAUAAAACAAAACAGUACCAUUUACGCAGAUAUAGAUGAAAAGCGUAGUAAAGAAUAAAGGCCGGUAAUGUGGAUUUUAGAAACAAAAAGUAUAAAGAUAAAGAUAUAACAUACUAUCAUUGAAGAACAAACACCUACAGAAGAACCAGAUAGCCAACAACUAUCAUCACAGUAAAACAAAACAUAAACAACCACAGAACAGAAUCAAUAAGUUAGGAAAAUAUCCUGUUACAGCAAGCAAACGUUAUGAAAAUCCAUGCAGAAAAAAAAUAUCGAUACAAUACUUACAUCUAAAUAAAACAUCAACACAACAUCAGCAGACCAUGCGAGGAAGAAGGAAAGAUGAGUUUAAAAAAAAUAUACAAGGUACAUAUUUGAACUUUAAA
Aedes albopictus (Asian tiger mosquito) is the source of this 6302-nucleotide messenger RNA. RefSeq names its product probable ribonuclease ZC3H12C (gene Regnase-1). Lineage: Eukaryota; Metazoa; Arthropoda; Insecta; Diptera; Culicidae. Gene Ontology annotation, cellular component: cytoplasmic ribonucleoprotein granule; nucleus. Gene Ontology annotation, molecular function: metal ion binding; RNA endonuclease activity; mRNA binding. The record is from RefSeq and is a predicted model, not a curated record. Bases 1591 to 3891 code for a protein of 766 amino acids. The transcript has 5 exons.